AUGGCCGACCUCCCGGCCCAGCCCAACCUGCGCGUCACCAUCAUCGCCGCCGACGGCCUCUACAAGAGAGACGUCUUCCGAUUUCCCGACCCCUUCGCCGUAGCCACCAUCAAUGGCGAACAAACAAAGACGACCGGCGUCAUCAAGAAGACGCUCAAUCCCUACUGGAAUGAGAGCUUCGACAUAGCAAACGAAGAGAGCAUUCUCGCCGUUCAAAUCUUCGACCAGAAGAAGUUCAAGAAGAAGGACCAGGGUUUCCUCGGUGUUGUCAACGUCCGUGUUGGCAGUGUCAUCGACUUGGAUGCUGGUGGUGACGUAGUCAACGGCAAGCUCAUCCUCAACCUGUCGACUAACCUCCGUCCGGCUGCAACCCCCGCCGCCGCUGCGACCGCCGCCCGACCCAACGGUGCUGCUUCAACAACCACACUGGACGCUCCCCCUCCGCCGAGUGCUUCGGCCUCGCGUCAGCCCAGCACGUCGGGCGAUACAUCAGCUCCGCGCACUGCCGGCUUCAGCGCCUUCGAGGACUCCCAAGGCCGCUUACCUCCUGGAUGGGAACGAAGAGAAGACAACCUCGGACGCACAUACUACGUCGACCACAAUUCCAGGCAGACCACAUGGGUCCGCCCGACGGCCAACUUCAAUGCUGGCGAACAGCGCCAAGCCAACGAAGCAGAGACGCAAGCGCAGCGUGCGCGACACCAGAACCGCAUGCUGCCUGAUGAUCGCACGGGUGCCAGCUCACCAACUUUGUCGGGCGGUCAGAACUCGCCUCCUAAUGGUGCUGCUGCCGCCGCCGCUGCUGCUGCCGGAACCUCUAACCCUCAGGCAAUGUCGAUGAUGGCCACUGGUACUACUACUGCUGGUACAGGCGAAUUGCCUGCCGGUUGGGAACAGCGCCAUACACCAGAAGGCCGCGCCUACUUUGUCGACCACAACACCCGUACUACUACAUGGGUUGACCCCAGGAGGCAGCAGUACAUCCGCAUGUACGGGCAAAAUGCUGCACAAGGCACUAUUCAACAGCAGCCUGUUUCACAGCUUGGUCCUCUGCCCAGUGGAUGGGAAAUGCGUCUCACCAACACUGCUCGCGUCUACUUUGUCGACCACAACACCAAAACGACCACCUGGGACGAUCCUCGCUUGCCCUCAUCACUCGAUCAGAACGUGCCGCAAUACAAGCGUGACUUCAGAAGGAAGCUCAUUUACUUCCGUUCUCAACCAGCUCUUCGCAUCCUGUCUGGACAAUGUCACGUCAAGGUCCGACGUUCUCAUAUUUUCGAGGAUUCAUAUGCCGAGAUUAUGCGUCAAAGUCCUAGUGAUUUGAAGAAACGACUGAUGAUCAAGUUCGACGGUGAAGAUGGUCUCGACUACGGUGGUCUCUCUAGAGAGUUCUUCUUCCUUUUGUCUCACGAGAUGUUCAACCCCUUCUACUGUUUGUUCGAGUACUCGGCCAUCGACAACUACACGCUACAGAUCAACCCUCACUCCGGUAUUAAUCCAGAGCAUCUUGGCUACUUCAAAUUCAUCGGACGUGUUGUAGGUCUCGCCAUUUUCCACAGACGCUUCCUGGACGCCUUCUUCAUUGGAGCUUUCUACAAGAUGAUUCUUCGCAAGAAGGUCAGUCUUGCAGAUAUGGAGGGUGUCGAUGCCGAUUUCUACCGCACCUUGAGUUGGACUCUUGACAAUUCCAUCGAGAAUGUUAUUUUCGAGCACUUCUGUGUCGAGGACGAAGUCUUCGGCGAGAAGGUGACCAUCGACCUCAAGCCUGGCGGNCUUGUCACAGAAUGGAGAAUCAACAAACGUGUCGAGGAGCAGUUCAACGCCUUUAUCCAAGGGUUCCAUGAGCUCAUCCCAUCAGACCUUAUCAACGUGUUUGACGAGCGUGAACUUGAACUCCUCAUCGGUGGUAUCUCAGAAAUCGAUGUCGACGAUUGGGCCAAGAACACCGACUACCGUGGCUACGAUGAGAAGGAUCCCGUCAUUCAAAACUUCUGGAAGGUAAGAUACAUAACUGCCACUGUCGUCAACUUUUCAUGCAUGCUGACCUUCAUCACANNGACUAUCCGCACAUGGGACUCUGAGCAGAAAUCUCGCCUACUGCAGUUCGCAACCGGUACUUCGCGUAUCCCCGUCAACGGCUUCAAGGAUCUGCAAGGAGGUGACGGACCUCGCCGCUUCACGAUCGAGAAAUCGGGCGAGGAAGGUCAACUGCCCAAAUCGCAUACUUGCUUCAACCGUCUCGACUUGCCGCCGUACAAGACAUAUGAAGCGCUCAACGCCAAGCUUCUAUGGGCUGUCGAGGAGACGGUUGGGUUCGGACAGGAGUAG
Aureobasidium uvarum is the source of this 2331-nucleotide messenger RNA. The record is from the annotation of a GenBank genome assembly. Lineage: Eukaryota; Fungi; Ascomycota; Dothideomycetes; Dothideales; Saccotheciaceae.